AUGGCCUGGAAGAACCACAGCUCUAUCACUGAGUUUAUUUUCACCGGGCUGUCUGAUGACCCCCACAUCGAGGCUCUGCUCUUUGUGCUCUUCCUGGCCAUUUAUCUCCUGACCAUGAUGGGCAACCUGAUGCUGCUGCUGGUGAUCAAAGCUGACUCCCACCUCCACACCCCCAUGUACUUCUUCUUGAGUAAUCUCUCUUUUAUAGAUCUCUGCUUCUCCUCAGUCACCCUGCCCAAGCUCCUAGAAGACUUCCUGUCUGACAAGAAAACCAUCUCAGUAGAGGGCUGCCUGACUCAAGUCUUCUUUGUCUUCUUCUCUUCGGGAACAGAAGCCUGCCUGCUCUCCGUGAUGGCCUAUGACCGCUAUGCUGCCAUCUGUCACCCACUGCAUUAUGGCCAGGUGAUGAGCAGUGGGCUGUGUAUGCGGCUGGUGCUAGUCUCGUGGGGUGUGGCUUCCCUCAAUGCGCUCAUCAUCGUACUCUUGGCUGUCAGUCUGGACUUCUGUGAGGCCCGGACCAUCCAUCACUACACUUGUGAGCUGCCUGCUCUCUUCCCUCUGUCUUGUUCAGAUAUCUCCGUUGCUGUUAAUAUCCUGCUGGGGGCCAGCUUAAUGCAUGGGCUUGGCACCUUUAUCCCAAUCUUUUUCUCCUAUGCCCGUAUUGUCUCCACCAUCUUAAGGAUCAGCACCACCACAGGCAGAAGCAAAGCCUUCUCCACAUGCUCCUCCCACCUCAUCGCAGUCACCUUGUUCUUUGGUUCGGGUUUUCUUUGCUAUCUUAUGCCCCCCUCUGGUGGCUUCCUGAAUUUGCUCUUUUCUCUGCAGUACAGCGCAGUCACACCCAUGCUGAAUCCUCUCAUCUACAGCCUGAAAAACAAGGAGGUGAAGGCCGCCGUCAACAGAACAGUGAGGAAAUAUCUGAGUUUUAGUUAG
Dipodomys spectabilis (banner-tailed kangaroo rat) is the source of this 933-nucleotide messenger RNA. RefSeq names its product olfactory receptor 8S1-like. The record is from RefSeq and is a predicted model, not a curated record. NCBI's taxonomy places the organism in Eukaryota, Metazoa, Chordata, Mammalia, Rodentia, Heteromyidae. Gene Ontology annotation, biological process: G protein-coupled receptor signaling pathway. The coding region runs from base 1 to 933 and encodes 310 amino acids. The transcript has a single exon. Gene Ontology annotation, molecular function: olfactory receptor activity; G protein-coupled receptor activity. Gene Ontology annotation, cellular component: membrane.